Messenger RNA from Hydractinia symbiolongicarpus, 3627 nucleotides. RefSeq names its product AP-5 complex subunit beta-1-like. Lineage: Eukaryota; Metazoa; Cnidaria; Hydrozoa; Anthoathecata; Hydractiniidae. Gene Ontology annotation, cellular component: lysosomal membrane; AP-type membrane coat adaptor complex. Gene Ontology annotation, biological process: endosomal transport. The transcript is spliced from 35 exons. Bases 104 to 2710 code for a protein of 868 amino acids. The record is from RefSeq and is a predicted model, not a curated record.
CGUGAGAUAUACCCUGUCUAUUAUUUUCGGGAGGGGCUAUGGCUUAGAUGCGGAGUUCUGGAGUAUUUAAUGCUCAUUUUGAGCUACGAUUAAUUCUAUUAGAAUGGAGAACGAAGAAAAAUAUAUUAAAACUACAAUCAUCUGGGAACGGAGAUUAAAAAAGUUUUCAAAGCAUCUUGAAAUGUCUUUACUUGAUGUAGAAUUUAACAAAGAAAUGCUUUUUGAUGCUUUACAGGAUUUAUUUUCAGAGAAUGUAUCUGUUGAUAUGAAAAUUCAGUUAGUAUUGUUUGUACAACAACAGGUUGAUUUGCUGAUAAAUGAUGCAGACAGUGCUGAGCAAGUCUUUGGUUCUCUUCUCAAUAUUUACCGCUAUCCUGGAAAUCACUUGAUCUUAUUAAAAUCUGAAAUAUUGGUUGCUCUCACUGUUAUAUUCAUUCAGUUUGACUUAAUGGAUAGUCAUGCAGAUUUUAUCACAAUGUUGUGUGACAUCAUUCUUCGGGUAAAUUCUGGUCAACCAUUAAUAAGAAAAACCUCUAGUGAAUGUUUGUGUAUGCUAGAAGAAGCCUAUGAGGGAAUUUUGUGUGAACAGCUGCAAAGUUUCCUGGCAACAUCCAUUGAAGAAAGAUCAUUUGCAUCCAAUAGUCAUCUGAUUUUAGUUGGGUGUAUAUUUAAUCAUGCAAUGCAAAAAAUGCAGAGCAAUAAAGAAGCAGACAAGGUGUGUAGCUUUGAUGUAAGCAAGUGUUCAUUAUAUUUGAUCAAACAAAUGAGCACUCUUUCUCCAACAGGCUUGCUUCAACUUGUACCAAAGGUGCUGCCAUAUUUAGAAAAAAGUAAAAUUCCAAAAUUGGUUCUUGGGACACUCCUAAUGUACUCCAGUCAAUCGUGGAAUUUAGCACUAAUCUACGUUUCAGUGUUUAUGCAGAACAACUAUCCAUCUUUAUUUCAACAACUUGAUGAAACCUGGCUGAUGUCUGUUCUUAUGAAACUUUUGAUGUUAAAGGAACUACAGCAGCUGCCUUAUGAGCAAAGACAAAUAGUAACAUAUUGGAUUGAAAACUAUAUACAGAGACUUCCAAAUGAGUUAAAAGUUCCAGCAAGUUUGCAUGCAUUUCCAAUAUUGGAACCAACUAUUUAUGAUUGUUAUGAUAUCUUUAACUCUAAGCUGGACUGCUUGGCACAUAUUACACAACACACAUCAUCAAAAUGGUCGCUCACAACACAAACUAAUAUAUUUAAUGGUAUGGUCAGUCAUGCAAGGCAUACAAAAACUUGUAAAGAAACAGCAGUUUUGUUUCAUGGACUGUAUCAGUUAUACAAACAUGGCGAGGGUCAGUUUAAAGAAAAAAUAUUAAAACUGGUUGAAGAUCUUACAGUAUAUACGUUACGUGUCGUUCCGAGCACUAUCGAUUUUUGUGACAAAAUUAAUCUUGACGAAAGUUCCAACGUGCUUCUUAAAAGUAUCACUCAACAUCUCCUAAGAUUCAACGUGAAAGAUAUCUUAAAUAACUUGAAAUACUACCUUUCAAUGAUUGAAAAAGUAGCACUGGCACCUGAUAUAUGCCCCAUGCUCAUCAUUGAAAAAUUAAAGCACAUUUCAAGAACUGCGCAAAUGAAAAACUGUAGUUGGAAAAAUGGAAACCUACUGCUUUCUGUUUGUAAAAACAUAUUGAAAACAUCGAAAAUGCCGCAAGUUAAAUAUGAUGUGGCUUGCUUACUAUGGAACAUCUCACAAUCUUUUCACAACAACAAUCUCUGUGACAGAGCACUGUUUACAUAUCUCAUCAUUGGGAACAUAUCGCCUGAAUAUUAUGAAAACAUCCUCUUGUCAUCAAACCACUCAUGUAAGACUGAUGAGGGUGGUACUAAUUUAAUCGUUACUUCCAACCCUUCGACAUCCGAAAGUUCGCUUCUUAUCACUCCAGCCAAAACAAACUUUCUAUCAUUCACACUAUUACCUCAAUCUGAGGAGUUAUGUCGAGGGAAUACAUUAACCGUUAAUGCUACUGAAGAUCUAUUAACAGCGUAUCAUGCAGCCAUGAAAGCAACAGAAUUCGAUAGUGAUAUUACUCACACGUUUUCCCUAGAAUUUGAUGACAAUGUGCCAGAUUCUCCAGAUAAAUUGUUUGCUAUUGAAGUUACCAUAACAACAUCGGGACCAUUUGAAAAAAUCCAAGGUGCAUCUUGUCCUUAUAUGUUUAAAAAAUCAUUAACUGAAAACAAAACAAAAGGAGAAGUGAUUACUGUCAAGUUUACACCAAGGAAACCUCAACCAUCUUUGUUUGAUGUUUGCGUGAGUUAUAUGGACGAUGAUAACAAAUGCUGUAUGGUAAAUUUACACCCAUUCCAAUUGAAAUUUGAAGAUCUUUUCAAACCUUUGAUGGUGAUAGAGGACAAGAAGGAUGAUGAGCUGUGUCUAUUUGAUUCCCUUUGGAAGUACUUAACACAAGAUGAAGUCUCUUCUAACAGGAAGCACACACAGUCGAUACACCAUCUUGGAAACACGCCACUGGAAUAUAUAACUGAACGUUUGCGUCAGUUUGUUAUAGCUAGAAAAGAUAAUCAAUUAUAUGUUGGUAUAUUUCUACCUCCAUCCAAUCAUAUGCUCUUAAUAUUUAUCUUCGAUGAGGGUGUAACAAACGUCAAGAUAGCGACAGACGAUUACAUGUUAUUGGACGAGAUAAAUACGUUUUUAGAAGGUUUAAAAACGUGAAAUAACAAAUGGCUUUCGCCCCCAUUAAUCUUUAGAACCCAAUCCCCUAGUGGUACUCCACUUUUAUAUUUGCAGCAUUGCAACAAAAUUAAAUCUAGAAUUGUUUUGUGAAUCAUGCUUUUCUUUCUCGCAUAUAACUAAAAAAAAUUCCCUGAAGAAAAGGUUUUUAUCAAAUUAUCGAGUGCGUGAAAGAAAGUAUAGUUUUCCGAAAUAAAUAUAAAAAAACCCUAUCCGCAAAGUUUAUUCUAUGGAUUUUUCUUUCGUCUAUUGAGAUGCUUAAAUUAAAAAGGCUUUUUUUACAGUAUACAGAACUUAGAUUUCCGAUUAAAAACUCUGAACUAACGCUUUAUUUUGCAUUUCGAAUAUUUAUAUCGGGAACAACAAAAACUGUUUUCGCACAAAAUACUAAAUUGCGUUCAUUACCCAUCGUUUUAACCAAAUAUUUUGGUGAUUUGAGAGGUUUUCAAGGAAAUACGGAGCUUUUUAUUUGCGACUAACUAACAUUUUCUUACUUUUUGUAGAGCUUAAUUUUGCGAUUAGGGUUAAAAUCGCAAAAAUUACUUUCUUCCCGCAAAAAUUUCUUCCCUAUUCAAAAAAAGUGAUAUGAAGUUUUAUUUUUGUUCAGACUUAACAUAAAUAUUUUCUUUAAAGUAGAAAUUUACUGUCAAUAUAGCAGCACACAUCAAAAACUUCUGACAGGUGGAUGAUAAUACCUGUAAGAAUAUUCAACUUUGCCUAAGUUACUCCAAGUUGAAUGAAAUCCGAAUAAAAUAUAUAUAUAAUUUAUAAGAAUUUUUUUUAUAUAGAUUGUAAAUAUUUUUUAAAAUGAUAGAAACAAUAUGUUUUUCUGCAAUAUCUCGACAUCCUAAAAUUUAAUAAAUGUUCUAUAUUGCCUUUGAAUGUCCUAAACGUAUGGA